Messenger RNA from Orycteropus afer afer, 1919 nucleotides. RefSeq names its product BAG cochaperone 4 (gene BAG4). The record is from RefSeq and is a predicted model, not a curated record. Gene Ontology annotation, cellular component: cytoplasm; cytosol; membrane. Gene Ontology annotation, molecular function: adenyl-nucleotide exchange factor activity; protein-folding chaperone binding. Gene Ontology annotation, biological process: protein stabilization. Lineage: Eukaryota; Metazoa; Chordata; Mammalia; Tubulidentata; Orycteropodidae.
GGCCGAUCGUGGGGGGCGGGAAGCGUUUCGGGGUAGUAGAGCCCAUGUCGGCCCUGAGGCGCUCGGGCUACGGCCCCGGUGACUGUCCGCCUUAUGGCCGCUACUACGGGCCUGGGGGUGGAGAUGUGCCCGUGCACCCGCCUCCGCCCUUAUAUCCUCCUCGCUCUGAACCUCCUCAGCCUCCCAUUUCCUGGCGGGUACGCGGGGGCGGCCCGGCUGAGACCACCUGGCAGGUAGAAGGAGGAGGCGAUGGCUACUAUCCUUCAGGGGGCGCCUGGCCCGAGCCGAGUCGAGCUGGAGGAAGCCACCAGGAGCAGCCACCAUAUCCUAACUACAAUUCUAACUACUGGAAUUCUACUUCCCGAACUAGAGCUCCUUACCCAAAUACAUAUCCUGUAAGACCGGAAUUGCAAGGCCAGAGUUUGAAUUCUUAUACAAAUGGAGCAUAUGGUCCACCAUACCCUCCUGGCCCUGGGACAAAUACUCCCUCAUACUCUGGGGCUUAUUAUGCACCUGGAUAUACUCAGACCAAUUAUUCUCCAGAAGUUACAAGCACUUUCCGUUCACCUGGCAAUAGCCCAGCCACAGUUUCUCGCUGGCUGUAUCCCCAGCAGGAAUGUCAGACUGAAGUACCCCCUCUUAGGGGGCAGGUUCCAGGAUAUCCUCCUUCACAGAACCCUGGAAUGACCCUGCCCCAUUAUUCUUACGGGAAUGGUAAUCGUAGUGUUCCACAAUCAGGACCAAGUGUACGACCACAAGAGGAUGCAUGGUCUUCUCCUGGUGCUUAUGGAAUGGGAACCCGCUACCCAUGGCCUUCAGCUACACCUUCAGCACCACCUGGGAAUCUCUACGUGACUGAAAAUACUUCUUCAUGGCCAAACAGCAGCUCUCCUCAGCCACCUUCUUCACCACCACCCCAACAGUCGAAGGAUUCUUCCUACCCCUACAGCCAAUCCGAUCAAGGCAUGAACCGGCACAACUUUCCUUGCAGUGUCCAUCAGUAUGAAUCUUCGGGCGCAAUGAACAAUGAUAAUUCAGAUCUUUUGGAUUCCCAGGUCCAAUAUAGUGCUGAGCCUCAGCUGUAUGAUAGUGCCACCAGUGGAAAUCCCAGCAAUCAAGAUCAGAGUAAUAAUCAUCCUGAAGGGUGUUUAUCUUCAGGGGAAGGUACUCCUCCAAGUAUUAAAAAAAUCAUAAAUGUGCUGGAGAAGGUCCAGUAUCUUGAGCAAGAAGUAGAAGAGUUUGUAGGAAAAAAGACAGACAAAGCAUACUGGCUUCUGGAAGAAAUGCUAACCAAGGAACUUCUGGAACUGGAUUCAGUUGAAACUGGGGGUCAAGACUCUGUCCGGCAGGCCAGGAAAGAGGCUGUUUGCAAGAUCCAGGCUAUACUGGAAAAAUUGGAAAGAAAAGGAUUAUGAAAGGAUUUAGAACAAAAUGGAAGCCUGUUACUAACUUGACCAAAGAACUGCUGAUUUUGGUUAAUUACCCUCUUUUUGAGAUGGCUGUUGAUGAUAGGAAGCAGUAUAUUUUCAAACUUCAAAAACUGACAAAGGACUUGGAAGAACAUUGUAGUAACGAAUUGUUUUCAGACCAAUGAAUGUAAUAGGAAAUUAUGGAGUUAUCAAUCUUGCCAAGUAGAUUCACUCCAUACCUAAGAAAUUUAUGGAUAUUUGCAAGCUGCUUCUUUUUAGCAGGACGGAAAUACACUUUAUGUAACAGGCUUAUUAGAAACCUACCAGAUGAGACUGGAUAUAAUCUGAAACAGGAUCUUUUUUUAAACAGCUGGAUUACUUGUCAAAUUUUUGUACAUUGUGACUGCUUUACAACCUACACUUCAUGUGUAAAUUACAGCUUGGACUUUAGCUUUCUUGGACCUCUGUUUUAUGUGUUACUUGCAGUUCAUAAAUAUAGUAUUAUUCUCU